Messenger RNA from Nanorana parkeri, 5915 nucleotides. RefSeq names its product KIAA1217 ortholog. The record is from RefSeq and is a predicted model, not a curated record. NCBI's taxonomy places the organism in Eukaryota, Metazoa, Chordata, Amphibia, Anura, Dicroglossidae. The transcript is spliced from 21 exons. Bases 143 to 5707 code for a protein of 1854 amino acids. Gene Ontology annotation, cellular component: cytoplasm.
CGGCUCAUUAGAUGACACAGAAUGUCACCAGUCUAAUGAGAACCUGUCUAAUGGAAACAGUCAUAUCCCACCUAAAGCUGUACGGAACAUCCCCCGGAGACACACAGUAGGCGGGCCCCGCAGUUCAAAAGAAAUUUUGGGAAUGCAGACCUCGGAGAUGGAUCGUAAGAGGGAGGCAUUCCUAGAGCAUCUGAAAUACAAAUACCCUCAUCAUGCUACAGCAAUAAUGGGUCACCAGGAGCGCCUAAGAGAACAGGCUGUGCAGUGUAUGCUGGCCUCGAUCUAUUCAGAACUUGACAUUCAAGGGUACUUGAUGAAAAUUGAAUCCUCUCAGAGAACGAAGAGCCCAAAGCUGUCCUCCAGCCCUCAGCCAAGCCUGGGAGAGCCGGCUGAACAACUCUCGGAGGCAUUGGCUGACUCAGGAGACGCCAUGUUUGAAGGGGAGUCCACAUUGCCUUUUGUCAGGGGCAGCCGAACAAGGGCCAGCCUCCCCGUCGUCAGAUCAACCAAUCAGACGAAAGAGCGGUCACUAGGUGUGCUCUUUCUACAAUAUGGGGAGGACACCAAGAAGCUUCAGAUGCCCAAUGAAAUCACUAGUGCAGACACCAUCCGUGCCCUGUUUGUAAGUGCCUUCCCUCAGCAGCUUACAAUGAAAGUACUGGAGUCCCCCAACACAGCCAUUUACAUCAAAGACGACGGCAGAAAUAUCUAUUACGAAUUAAGUGAUGUCAGGAACAUUCAAGACAGAUCUUUCCUCAAAGUUUACCACAAAGAUCCGGCUCAAGCAUUCAGCCACACGCCCCGGGCGGUCAAUGGAGACGUAAGGAUGCAAAGAGAUAUUGCAUAUUCAGUUCGAGAGGGCCCAGCAGUUCACCGGCCUGGGUCAGCAACAUAUCCCUCUCAUGGAGGCCCAAUAUCUCCACCUCCUACUCCCGUGCCGCAUUCCAUGCCACCAUCUCCGUCAAGAAUUCCUUAUGGAGGACGGCCACUGGUGGGGCCGAGCAACACCACGAUACAAAGGGAAAGGAUAUCCAGCUUACCAGUCUCCCGCUCCAUAUCACCCAGCCCUAGUGCCAUCUUGGAAAGGAGGGAUGUGAAACCAGAUGAGGAUCUGGGAAACAAAAAUGUCCAGUUAAUGCGCAACGAUGGCAUGUAUGUGGAUCCUUACUUGUACCAUGAAGGUCGCAUGAGUGUUGCAUCGUCCCAUGGUGGGCACCCAAUGGACAUGCCCGACCACCUUCUAGCUUUCCACAGGGGAGCAAUGAGAUCUUCUAGCACUUACUCAAACUCUUCUAUGCAAAUGGAGAUGAUGGAACAAUCGGUUUAUAGACAAAAGUCUCGGAAACACUCGGAAAGUCAUUUGCCUCAACUUGGCUCGAAAACUCCUCCUGCCUCUCCUCACAGGGUGACAGAUAUAAGGAUGAUGGAAAUGCAUGGUCACAAUGCACAUGUGCCACCCCAUGGUAUGCAAAGCGAUAGGUCUUCUCCAAUCCGACAGUCAUUCAAAAAAGAUCAAGGGCCUGGAGUUUUUGUGGAGGCCAAGGUCCGGAACACGGGUGGAAUACUAGGCAUGGCCGAUAUUGUCCCGUCUCCUACUGAAAAACAAGUAUUCAGUGGAUAUGGAGUUCCUUUAGCAGCACAAAAAGAUAUUUAUAAUCGAGACAGAAUGCAUGCCAUGGAGAAACAGAUAGCCAGUCUAACUGGCCUGGUACAGACUGCACUUAUGAAAGGGCCCAGCCCAAGCAGCAGUAAGGAUGCACCUGGUGAAAAAGUCAUUAGGUCUGCAAGCAGCACUCCUCCCAUCACAGACAGUCCAGGUACGGGAGGAGUGAGCCCUGGAAGGAAUACAUUAGCCAUUGUUGAGUCUAGAGCUGCCAGUCAGUCGCCCCCUGCUGGUUCACAAAUGAAAGUCAGCCUGCACGACAUGCGACGUAAUGUGGCAGAACUGCGUCUUCAGCUGCAUAAAAUGAGGCAGCUGCAGCUGCAGAACCAGGAGAUGGUGCGGGCGAUGAUGAAGAAAGCCGAGCUGGAAAUCAGCAGUAAAAUGACAGACAUGGUCAAGAGCCUGGAGGAUCCGGUGCAGAGACAGCGCGUCCUAGUGGAGCAAGAGCGCCAGAAGUACCUCCAGGACGAGGAACAGAUUGUCAUCAGGUUAAGCGACUUGGAGCAUUUUGUGGAAGAUAUAAAGGAGGACUCUGCCUCUCGAUUUGUAACAUUGAAGGACGUUGAGGAUCGAGCUUUUGUGCUGCGACAGAUCGGAGAAGCGGUGUCUAACCUAAAAGGGGAGUUUCCCUACUUACAGAAUAAGAUGAGAGCGGUGCUGCGGGUGGAGGUGGAGGCUGUAAGAUUUCUCAAAGAAGAACCCCACAAGCUGGACAGCUUACUAAAGAGGAUCCGAAACAUGACUGAUGCCCUUUCAUCCUUAAGAAGGCAAGUUAGUGAUGGACCCUCUAAAGUUGUUGACUUCAAUCAGAAUAACCAGUUUAUCAUCACGGAGAAAGUUACAGAAACAGAGAUGACCCGACACAGAGAACCAAAAAGUCAUGCAUACCUUCUGCUAACACAAUCCGAAAACGUGGUGGAAUCACCGACAGUAUCUGUAAAGUCAGAGGUGGUGCCACUGUCAGCUGGGGUCAAAGUUCAUCAAGUACAAAGCUCCCCUGUCCAUAUUCAUCAAUCUCAACACUCUUCAGCACUGGUUAACCAUCUUCAUAACUCCAUUAAUCAGACUGGUCAUGUGACAGAAGUAUCAGCUAGCCAUCAUUCAACAAGUUUACCAGCCACUGCUGCUCAAGAGCAAACCUCAGCUGUACAACCCACUCAGCAUAAUGGAUCCUCUGGGCAGAGCCUAUUUAUUGAUGAAAUUCAGCAUGUGGCCUAUAGGAAUCGAGCUGUCUCCAUAGAGGAAGCAGAGAGAAAGUUUGAAGAGAAAAGACAAAAUCUGGAUCAUUAUAAUGGAAAAGAGUUUGAAAAGAUGUUAGAAGAGGCACAGGCCAAUAUCAUGAAGUCCAUCCCCAGUCUAGAGAUACCAGAUCAGCCUCCAAAAUUGGACAACGCAGAGAAAUUAGAAGUCAUUGAGAGUAGCAAAGAAGUUGAACAAGAAAGUGAGAAAAUAAUCAAGUCACCUCCUCCGCCCCCUCCUCGACGUAUAUUCCCGCAUGGGACUGGAUUUGGCACCACAUGGAGUGCAGAAUGGAGAGAAAGCAAGGUAAAGGACUCUGAAGAGGUAUUUCCAUCCAAGACAGUGACUACAGAAGCAGAAAUUCCAAGAGGUUCCUCAGUUGUGACCACAGUCAUGUCUUCUGCUGUAAAGGAUGAAGAUGAGGAAGAGGAAGGGGAGAGGAUCAUGGCAGAACUUCAGGCUUUCCAGAAGUGUUCCAUAGUGGAAAUUAAUUCAAAGGUGCAGUAUGAGCCCCAUAAAACAGAGACACACGAGAGAGAUUUCAAACCGCCAGGUUUAGCUCUGCACAAGGAGAAGAAGGUAAUUCAUUCAAAAGAAUUUUUAAGGCCCGAAAGCCCAAAACAUGUUGAAAGCACAGAGAACAAGUGGAGAUUUCACUCUGUACAAAGUUCUGCACCUGAUUCUGCUAAGCAUAGGCAGGAGGACAAAGUUGUAGUUACCGAGCAGUCUACAUACAAUCUGUUCAUAGGUAGGGACGAACAUAAAAACAAGGAAGAAGAAAAAGAACCCAAAGGCGAAGAACACACCACUAUACAUAGUCAUCCUAAAAACCAGGUUAUAAACCAGUUGACCUCUCCUGUAGUUCCAGAAGUGGGUAAUGGAAGAAUAGAACACAAGACAGAGUCUUCAAGGUCAACAAUUGUUAAGGUUUCUAAUGUAGAAAAAGUUGUAGAGAACCAGGAUCCUAGCAAAGCUUUCCAGGAACAAGGAAUGCCUUAUUUAGACUUAGGUCAGACAGUUGUACUACGACAGAAGACAUCAAGGAGGAUCGCCAAUCAACCUUCUGAGGACACAGAUUCUCCUGCAAUAUCCCCGACAUCACCAAAUGAACCAAAGUCUCCAGCAGAUAACAUUGCCUUUAUGAUAACGAAUACAGAACUUCAGGUCUUGUCUUCAGGGGAGGUCCAAGAUCUUGUAAACCGAAAGGGAGGCGAGAUCCAGACGGUCAACGUUGAUCAUGAGAAUGUAGAGAAGGUUAACUUGCAUAAUACUACAAAUGCUGGAUCGGAAGAUUCCGUUAUGUGUACAGAUAAGAAGCCAGUCAUUAUUAUAUUCGAUGAGCCAAUGGAUAUUAGGUCUGCUUAUAAAAGGCUUUCAACCAUAUUUGAAGAAUGUGAUGAUGAUUUAGAAAAAAUUAUGACAACUGCAAAGAUUGAAGAGGAAGAAGAAGAGGAGGAGGAGGAAUCCAAUGCACCUGCAGCACAGCACAAGGUCGACUUGGCUAAAACAGUAGCAGAAAGUAUCAAGGUACAGAGCAGAUACAGAUUUAACUAUCCUUCUCUAGCAGAAAUGAAACAGUCUAUGUUCCAGGAUGGGGUGCCCUCUCAGACAUUAGUCACUGACGAAGACCGGUCUGAUGUCUCUGAUUAUCAGUUUGGUCAGAGGCAAGAUGUGAAGAAGAAAUUCAAGUUUAAAUUCCCCAAAAAGCAGCUGGCAGCUUUGACCCAAGCCAUUCGUACGGGGACGAAAACUGGCAAAAAGACUUUGCAGGUGGUCGUAUACGAGGAUGAAGAAGAACCUGACGGAACAUUAAAGCAACACAAAGAAGCAAAAAGGUUUGAAAUAGUAAGAUCCAAGAGCAAAGAGGAAAAUACAAACCCGGCCCUUGAAAAGCUAGAGGUCCACGGUCUUGCAGAGUCCGAUCAAGUGUCCAGGACAGAUGAAAUCAGGCAAAAUACUUACAGAACUUUAGACAGUCUUGAGCAAACCAUCAAGCAGCUGGAAAGCACAAUAAGUGAAAUGACGCCACGACCAGGGUCUGAUAUUAUUGAAAUAAGAGAAGACACCAAAACCUUGUCCCAAACUCCUGUCCUGGCUAAAGAACCUGUGCUGGUGGAGGAUACAAAACUUGUUAUAGAGUCUCCAUCAUCCCUACCUAUUUCAGCGCGUAAGGGUUCAAACGGAGCUCCACAAACCAGCCGAAUGCCAAUACCAAUGUCUUCUAAAAGUAGACAAGGAACCCCGGAAAAAACUAGCAAACAGCCAAAGCUUCAGGAGCCACAGCGACAGUACAGACAGGCUAACGGAGGUGCUAAGAAAGCUGGUGGGGAUGUUAAGGCUGCUUCCCCUACUUUAUCUGCUUCUAAGAUUCCAGCUCUUUCCCCUAACAGUGGAAAAAGCAGCUCUGUUCCUGCUCAAUGUAAUGACACCCCUAACUCCCAUAACCCCCCGGUGAAGUCUCACAUCCCAGUAACCAGCUCUAACACUCAGUCCAGUCGUGCUAUUAACUCUUCUUCCCUCCUCCGUGCUGUGCAUAACGGCACUUCAAAGCUGCAGAGCCCUUCUUACACAGGUAAAGGUCACCAUCUCUCAUUUUCACCGCAGAAUGCCAACGGCAGGCCAUCUCCUGCUGCUACUGCUGCUGCUUCCUCCUCCUCUGCUACUUCUCCCUCUACUUCUGUCUCUCCCACUUCAAUGACUCAAGGUAUGAAGAGCAUCCGUACCAUUCACACGCCUAGCUUCACCAGCUACAAGUCACAGAACGGAAUAGCCAGCAAGAUCAUCACUCCCAAGGAGGCCUCAUAACUCGUGCUAACCCACCACUGUCACUGGAUGUGCCACGGUUCCUACCUUCUUCAGUCUCUCAUGACUUACUGUUCCUGCCUUUGUACAUAACAGGCCUAGCAAUUCUCGUUGACCUUGUUGCUGUUGUAAUUAUAACAUUGCCCUUGUUUUAUUGGUCUUUAAGGCCGAUUUAUAUGAUGUGGGAUAAGGAAAGUGUGUUUGCCAGUAU